Molecule: messenger RNA, 702 nt
Organism: Nylanderia fulva
Lineage: Eukaryota; Metazoa; Arthropoda; Insecta; Hymenoptera; Formicidae
Source: RefSeq, a predicted model, not a curated record
GAAUCCAAGAGUCACAGUACAACUGAUCAAAUCAUUACGUUUGGCAAUACUAUAUACAAAGAGAAACAAAAUGAAAACUCUUGUCGUUGCUUGUGUAUUGAUGUUAGUUUAUGCCGAAAGCACAAGCGUAACCGACAAAACCGGUAGCGGCAAAAUCGAAUGCAAUCAAUCCAUAAGCGGCGUAACCGGACCGGAGCUCCGAGAUUGUGUACAAAAAUGUGGACACAAACCGUAUGAUCAGAUGAAUGAUAAUGAAGCGUGCGAUUCGCUCACAUGUGCGGGCUAUGCAUUCGAUGCAAUCAAUAACGAAAAUGAGAUCGAUAUAGUAAAGAUUAUACAAAUGUGUAACACUAGUGUCACCCCUCCGACCAAUCAAACGAAGUGCCUAAUCAAUACUAUUUACUGCUAUAAAGAGAUUGUAUGUCUUCAAGAAGACACGCAGAGCAAGAUCCAAAAAUUCUUUCAGUGCGUAGUCGAACUUAAGACGAUGGACUAUGUCGAUAAAGAGUAAUAAGAACAAAAAUUGCGAUACAUAAAUACGAAUUCUCUGGUAAACGGAAUGGCAAAUACUGUAGUAAACUUUAGAAAGUUAAUGUUUCAAUUUUCAAAUUUUGUUGUAUUAUUAUAACUGAAAUGUAGAUUACAAUUGUACAAGUUGUACAAUUGUAAAGUAUAUCAAAUAAAGAAUAUUCCUGCAACUUA